AUGCUUCGACGUGCAGUGGAGGAAUUAUCGACGGGGUCGGAUUCGGAUUAUUCCAAGUGCUGGAUAUCAUGGUUCUUGUCAUCGAAAGGCAAUGAAUACUUCUGUGAAGUCGAAGAGGACUACAUUCUCGACCGAUUCAAUCUUACGGGACUGAAUACCGAGGUCACGAACUACUCACAAGCUCUGGACUUGAUCACAGACAACCUGGAGUCAGACGAUGACAUUCAGGACGAGCUUCGUGGAUCGCUGGACGUGCAGGCACGCCUCCUGUACGGGCUGAUCCACGCAAGGUGGAUUGUCACUGCGCGUGGACUGGCGAAAAUGCUCGAAAAAUACAAGAAAGCAGAUUUCGGCCGAUGCCCACGAGUCCUAUGCCAAUCCCAGCCGCUCCUCCCCGUGGGCCUGACAGACAUUCCAUACGAAAAGUCCGUCAAACUCUACUGUGCUCGCUGCGAAGAUCUUUACUCCCCCAAAUCUUCGCGCCACGGCUCCAUCGACGGCGCCUACUUUGGUACCUCCUUCCCGCACCUUCUGUUCCUUGUAUACCCGCACCUUAUUCCGCCAAAGAGUGGUCCCCCUGACAUGACGGCCGGGCCUUCCGUGUCGCGCGAGAGCGAUGGGCGCAGGGUCGCUGGUCGGAGAGCACGGGACGAGCUCGAGGGCAGUGUGGCAGAGGGAGUCGGGGAAGGCGUCAGCACAGCCGCCGCCGCGCUCAAGGCCGACAGGUAUCGACCGAAGAUUUUCGGCUUCCAGGUGAACGAGAUUGCUAAGCUCCAGAGGUGGCAGGAGGCCAUCCGGGAUAGGUCGGUGCACUGA
Gloeophyllum trabeum ATCC 11539 is the source of this 816-nucleotide messenger RNA. RefSeq lists its product as uncharacterized. The transcript is spliced from 4 exons. The record is from RefSeq and is a predicted model, not a curated record. The coding region runs from base 1 to 816 and encodes 271 amino acids. NCBI's taxonomy places the organism in Eukaryota, Fungi, Basidiomycota, Agaricomycetes, Gloeophyllales, Gloeophyllaceae. Gene Ontology annotation, cellular component: protein kinase CK2 complex; cytoplasm. Gene Ontology annotation, molecular function: protein kinase regulator activity.